Messenger RNA from Cantharellus anzutake, 195 nucleotides. RefSeq lists its product as uncharacterized. NCBI's taxonomy places the organism in Eukaryota, Fungi, Basidiomycota, Agaricomycetes, Cantharellales, Hydnaceae. The transcript is spliced from 2 exons. The record is from RefSeq and is a predicted model, not a curated record. Bases 1 to 195 code for a protein of 64 amino acids.
AUGCCCACCACACUACCACUUGGCCAUGUGCUACAAAUGGAACCACAUGUAUUCCAGGAAAUGCUGGACACUGUUGGCCCUCUCAUCUUGGUCAGCCCACCAGAGGCACUUGAAUUUGACAUUUCGACACUUUUUGGUCUGAUGGACUUUCAGGGUGUCUCACAGUGUAUAGACUCCAAUGGGGAUGAGGACUAG